Messenger RNA from Aspergillus piperis CBS 112811, 850 nucleotides. RefSeq lists its product as uncharacterized. Lineage: Eukaryota; Fungi; Ascomycota; Eurotiomycetes; Eurotiales; Aspergillaceae. The record is from RefSeq and is a predicted model, not a curated record. The transcript has a single exon. The coding region runs from base 499 to 765 and encodes 88 amino acids.
GAAGGCGGUUCACCACGGAUUGGUCCCUGCAUUGCACAGCGCGGCGGAACAAUCCGUUCAACGGCCUACGGGUCAUUGACAGGCGUAUUCUUUGGCACUUCUCCUUUUGGAGCUUUUAUUUCCUUUUCAUCAGUUCUUGGGCCAGUGGCCCGAGGGUGGAGAAGAGGACGUAGUAGUAGACACCAGUUUAAGUGGUGGCAUAGUACCAGCGAAUAGGAUGCUUAGCAUUGCGCGACGGCAGUAACUACCGACUGGAAGGCAAUAAUAUCCGCGUUGAAGGUCGUACUCUGCUUGGGUUGCUAAGCCACGGUCGGUAGCCUAUGACGUUGCGGAUGCUGGGUCGCCACCCCGACGUAUAUAAAUAAACAAUAUUGCAGCCCAUUACUACCUACAAUAUCUACUACCUGUUUAUCAUACUCCUAAAUAAACCCUUCUCUUUCCUCCCAUCUGUCCUUCUGACAGAAAGUGAUACCAAAACAAUAUCCAAUCCCUCUGAAAAUGCCACACAAAGAUACCAACUCGUUGCCCAACGGCACCAACAGCACAGACGGUACCUCGGAUUCUUCAGCCAACCGCCUCGCAGCAACGGGAAAUACCCUCGGCGCGUCCGCCUUUGGCACAGGCAUGGACCAGAACAGUGGCACGAUACCCGAAUACUUGUCCACGGGAUCGGAGGAUCUCAGGCCUCUGAGCAAGGAGGAAGCGGAGAGAUUGUACGAGGAGAGAAUGGAGGAGGAAUAUGCGAAGCGGGAGGGUGGUGCUUAAUUGGUUGCUUGAUUAAUAUUGAUCUCUACGGAGUACUGUGUAUAUAUAUAUCAGAUUGACCUGCAUAUUCACCAUGAAAUUGGAG